This is a messenger RNA of Rhopilema esculentum, 945 nucleotides long. RefSeq names its product prolyl-tRNA synthetase associated domain-containing protein 1. Lineage: Eukaryota; Metazoa; Cnidaria; Scyphozoa; Rhizostomeae; Rhizostomatidae. The record is from RefSeq and is a predicted model, not a curated record. Gene Ontology annotation, molecular function: aminoacyl-tRNA deacylase activity.
UGAAGAUUUCGUGAUUUCACGCCGUUGUCUGAUGUUUCAUUACCUGCGGCAAACUAAAGGUCGAUUGGAUCAAUCUUUGUUUCAAAUCAUUGACGUGUUGCAAGCAGGUACGAAUGUAUUCAUUUGAAAGUGUAUACAACGUGGUGAUGCAUUUCGCUAGACUUUUGUUUUGACGUUGCUUUUAUUCUUGCCAGUUACGCUGAAUACCUGCUUUUCCUUAGGCCUAAGUAGGUCACUGCCUGCCUUGAACGUUUUUGAACGUUGUGUGGUACUUUGGAAAACCUUAUUUACAAUGGCUGGUGGUCGCGAGGAACUGAUGGAGUUUCUGAAGAAGCUUGAUAUCACUCCAGAAAUUAUAGAUCACCCUGAAGUAUUUACUGUUGAAGCAAUGAUGCCAUACCUUGAAAAUUGUAAAGGGGUGGUUAGCAAAAAUUUGUUUUUAAAAGACAAGAAAAAACGUCUUUGGCUGGUUGCAACUGAAGCUAACAAAGCCAUAAAUCUCUCAGAUAUUGGAAAGAAAGUAGGAGCUAGUGGUGGGCUGCGUUUUGCAGAUGAAUCCAUAAUGAUAGAGAAGCUUGGUGUAAAGCAAGGCUGUUGUACUGCACUAGCAAUAUUCAAUGACCAAGAAGGGAGUAUCAAACUUGUUCUUGACUCCCAGUUUUUUAAUGGAGAUCACGAAAAUGUCUACUUUCAUCCAAUGGUAAACACACAGACAGUUGGGUUGAAGAAAGAGGAUUUUAAGAAGUUCGUAUCAGAAACUGGACACAAGCCCAUUUUGAUAGAACUCUGAUUACGGAGUGAGACUCUUUUUACCUGCAGAGCUCUGUCACAUAUUGAUAUGACAGUAUUUUGUAUUGUUGGUGAAUAUAUAUUUUGUAGUUUUAGAAUUGAUACUGUAAAGGCAGUUUACUAUUUAACAAUGAACAACAAGCAUUUGAAAGUGAA